AUGGCCGCUUCCAUGAUGAUCUCGCUCGCCCGCCUGGGCCUCCAGCUGCCCGAGUUUCUCGGCCAGGGCAACGUCUCGUCGGCGACGUCAUCGUCAUCGGUGCUUGGCGCCGGCGGCGGCGGCGGCAACGGCUCCGGCGUCGGUGGGGCCGCCGACUCCGGGCCCGGCGCCGCACCGGGUGGUGGUGGCAACGGCGGUCCCUUCCCGGCGGGCGUCAUGGACAGCUUCCUCGCGACGGCGGGCUACUCGUCGGCGUCGCCGCUGAUGCAGCUCUUCCUCUUCGUGUACCGGCAGCUCGGGACGCAGCUCGGGCUGGACCCGUCGCUGGUGCUCACCAUGCUGGGGUUCCUCUGGGGCGCCAGCAAGCUGUGGGCGCAGGUCUGGGGCUACGUGUGGGAGCUGCUGGACCGGCACUUCAUGUGCGCCAUGUACGUGGGCGAGUACGACCACAUCUACUCGCAGCUCAUGAAGUGGCUGUCGCUGCAGCAGAGCAUCAAGAGCAGCCGCUACCUCAUGGCGCAGACCGUCUGGAAGAGCGCCUGGGACGAGGAGGAGGAGCUCGAGAACUCGCUCUUCUGGACCGACGGCGACGACGGCGACGGCGAGUGCAAGUACCUCAACUUCUCCAACCAGGCCGCCCGCUCGGGCCCUCGCUACGUCCCCGCCAUGGGCAUCACCGGCUUCUGGCACAAGGGCACCUACUUCCGCGUCACCCGCCGCAAGGAGUCCCUCAUGAGCACCAGCGGCUGGGGCGCCAUGAAGGACCUCGAGGAGAUUAAGAUUUCCUGCUUCGGCCGCUCCAUCGAGCCCAUCAAGCGCCUGCUCGCCGACGCCAAGACGGCCUACUACUUUGACACCUACCGCAAGACGACCAUCUACCGCCCGCGGCCCAAGGAGAUGCGCCGCGAGAACGGCAUGUGGCACCAGGUCGCGCGACGGCCCAUCCGCCCCAUGCGCACCGUCGUCCUCGACGGCCAGGAGAAGCACAACGUCCUCGCCGACGUCAACGAGUACCUGCACCCGGCGACGCCGCGCUGGUACGCCUCGCGCGGCAUCCCGCUGCGCCGCGGGUACCUAUUCCACGGGCCGCCGGGCACGGGCAAGACGAGCUUCUCGUUUGCGCUGGCGGGCGUCUUUGGGAUUGACAUUUACGUCAUUAGCCUGCAGGACGUCAACGUCACCGAGGAGGACCUGGCGGUGCUCUUCACCAAGCUCCCCAGGAGGUGCAUAGUCUUGCUCGAGGAUAUCGACACGGCGGGCCUGCGACGCGACGACGACCAGGAGGACUCCGAUGCCGAGACCAAGGAAAAGGACAAGGAGGGCGAGGGCGAAAAGGCAGCGACGGAGACCAAGGCGUUGACCAACGGCGUCAACGGCGACCACAAGGUCAAGGAAACCAGCAAGAAGAACGGAAAGAAGGAAAAGACGAAGAAAAAGGCCACCAAGAAGAAGGUGGUGGACUCUGACAGCAGCGACGCUUCCGACAGCGACGACAGCUCCGACGUGAGCGAGAGCGAGAGCGAGAGUGAUAAACAGGCCAGGAAGAGACGCAGCAAGAAGCGGAGCAAAAGGCGCGGCGGGCGCAAGGUGUCGUCGUCGGGGCGCAAGGUGGUGGCGCUCGAGAGCAUCUCGCUGUCGGGGCUGCUCAACGCCAUCGACGGGGUUGCGUCGCACGAGGGCCGCGUGCUUAUCAUGACGACCAACAAGCCUGAGUCGCUCGACGAGGCGCUCAUCCGGCCAGGGCGCGUCGACGUGCAGGUGGCAUUCAUGAAUGCGUCGAGCGAGCAGGCGGCGGAGCUGUUUUACCGCAUGUACGAGGCGUCGCGGCCGCGGCAAAGGGGGCUGCCGGGGAGUUGGUCGGCGUCGCAGGAGGAGCAGAAGAAGGAGAAGGAGAAGAACAGGAGCCACGAGCAGCAACAGCAUCAGAAGCGGCAUCAAGAUGAGCAGAAGACGGAGAAGGCGGAGGUCAACCAGAGCAUCGAGCAGCCAGGGGCGGCAGAGGCGACGACAGUGACCACGACGUCAACCCCCGCGGAGCAGCGGCCGGCGGUCGAGGCGAUGCUCCUGCAGCCGCACGAGGAGCUCGACGUGUCCGAGGAGGAGCUCAAGGCCAUCGCCAAGGAGUUUGGGCGGCGCAUCCCGGCGGGCACCUUUUCGCCGGCCGAGAUCCAGGGGUUCCUGCUCAAGCGCAAGAAGAGCCCGCGCAAGGCGCUCGAGGACGUCGAGGGGUGGGUGGAGGCGGCGGUGAAGCAAAAGGAGGCCAACUCCAAGGUGUCGACGGUGCAGUGA
Purpureocillium lilacinum is the source of this 2289-nucleotide messenger RNA. RefSeq lists its product as uncharacterized. The record is from RefSeq and is a predicted model, not a curated record. NCBI's taxonomy places the organism in Eukaryota, Fungi, Ascomycota, Sordariomycetes, Hypocreales, Ophiocordycipitaceae. Gene Ontology annotation, cellular component: mitochondrial inner membrane. Gene Ontology annotation, molecular function: ATP binding; ATP hydrolysis activity. Gene Ontology annotation, biological process: mitochondrial respiratory chain complex III assembly; protein insertion into mitochondrial inner membrane from matrix.